UUUUAAACAAGGACGUACAACAAGUCCACUAUUAACUCAAAAUAUGUUACACAAUCACCAAUCUUCAUCAGUUUCAUUUUACCACCCGCAUGGUAUGGUGGACAACAAUGUUGCUUCAACUAGCUAUUUCAUGCAAGAUGUAGAUAUUGAUGACGUGGAUGUAGAUGAUUCGUAUGUGGAUUAUGAAGAUCUAAAUACUAUGCUUGCUGAAUCGUCUAUCGGGUUAUGGGAUAUCGGUGACCCAAAUUGUGUAUGCCCUUUUUGUGAGGCUCUGUUUUGGUAUGAAGAGAGAAAUGAAUCGAGCUCUACAAAAGCAAACCCAAAGUACUCCCUUUGUUGUUCACAGAAUAAGGUCCAACUCCCG
This is a messenger RNA of Cuscuta epithymum, 364 nucleotides long. The record is from the annotation of a GenBank genome assembly. Lineage: Eukaryota; Viridiplantae; Streptophyta; Magnoliopsida; Solanales; Convolvulaceae.